Molecule: messenger RNA, 1556 nt
Organism: Triticum aestivum (bread wheat)
Lineage: Eukaryota; Viridiplantae; Streptophyta; Magnoliopsida; Poales; Poaceae
Product: putative protein ABIL2
Exons: 8
Coding region: 295-1341 (348 amino acids)
Source: RefSeq, a predicted model, not a curated record
GGGUCUCAUGUUAGUUGCCUUGCCUUGCCAUGAAUGGCAUUAUUAUGUAUAGCUGUUCCUGCCAUUGCCAGGCCAUCAACCAUAAACUACUCUUCUGGUACUAGUCAAAUACCUGUCGUGCUAAUGACACGCCUCCUCCUCCUCCUUGACCCAUAAGGCCUUCUUCCUCUCAGCUGGCUGAGUUCAUCACCAUGAGUGCUUCUCCUCUUCUGCACCAACAUCGCCAUAUAAUAUCAUCAAGCUUCCUGAUCAGAGAAGGCCUGAGAGAGGCAAGGAAACAGAGAGUUGGUUUGAAUGGUGGAAGCGGCGGGGCCUCUCCGGAGAAGAGGCGGCACCAUGGAGGAGGUGCAGAUGGAGGAGGCAUUCAUCUUCUCUGAAACCAUCAAGGAUCUCAAGGCUCUGCGGCCGCAGCUGUAUUCCGCAGCAGAGUAUUUCGAGCUGGCCUACACACAGGAAGGCCGAAAGCAGGCGGUGAUGAGUAACCUCAAGGAAUACGCUGUGAAGGCCCUGGUCAACACUGUAGAUCACCUAGGGUCCGUAUCCUUCAAAGUCUCCAGCCUUGUCGAUCAAAGGUUCCACGAGGUGGCCGAAGCCAACCUGCGGGUCUCCUGCAUCCAGCAGAGAGCUCAGGCGAUCCACGCAUGCGUGAACAGAGAAGGCCUGACGCAGCAAUCCUUGUCGAUCGCCGCUCCAAAGUAUCACAAGAGGUACAUCUUACCAGGAGAUGGUUCAGUUCCCAAUGCCGUGCCGAACUUCAGCGAGAUGAAUAAGGUCAAGAGCAGGACUGCGCAGAUGCAUCAGGCCUUCCGUGGUAAGGAUCUGCAAUCCAUGAAAAAUGGCGGACGUGUGUUGGAUAUCUUGCACUUGAUUUUGACCUGGAAUGCCUACGUGUUGGCAGCAGCAGCAUCUGCAGCUCAAACAAAAAACAAAGACAAGCAAGCUUCAUUCCGCAAGCUCCGGUCGAUUGCCCGUGCACCUUCUCAGAGCGCACGUUCAUCCUCUCCAGCACAGCAUCCGCGCUUCGUGCCGCCUUCUGAUACUGCAAUACCCACCAAAAGAGAUAAAAGAUCGGAUUCACCAAUUUAUUUGACAACUCCACUCACAAGGUCUGGGUCACUCUCAAAGAAGUCAUCCUUGCUCAAGACAUCAAGUGUCAGGGUCCAGAUGCAGACAACUUCAGAUCCCAAGAGAUUGGCACCGCUGCGGUCAUACACUGACAGGUACAAUGAUGAUUCCAUGGAAAGCGAGCAGACUCUGAAGAAGGGCAAGAAGUUCCUCAAGUCUCUGCUCAGUAGGCGCAAGUCUGGAAAAGAAGAACCACUGCAGGAUAGUGUUCCUUAGGCUGUAAAGGAUGAAAUUUUUCAUAGGAGUGUCCAUUACUAUCCUCAGUACUCUGUACUCAGUUAACUUUGUCCGAUUCUUCUUAAUAGUAAUUAUUCUUUAUGUUUUUUCACCAUUUGAAAGACGGUGCUUAAGGUGAGCCCUGGCACUGGAAAUGACUUGAAUUAUUAUUAUUUUGCUCGAGAGAUAGGUGUGCUGGAUGACGUUGUUGGAUA